GUGUUGCGCGGGGCUGGGAUUAGGGCCGGGGCGAAUGGCUGGCAAUCUUACUGGGAUUACAGAACAAAGAGGCUCCUGGCCGCCGGCUCUCGCCUGCGCUCCCCGCGCCGCGCCCCGCCCUCCGCCGCAGCCGCCGGGGUGGGGGCCGCCGCGCGCCGCCCCCCGGCCGGCCGAGCGCCCCCCACGCUCCUCCCCGCCCGCCCGCGCCGCCGCCGCUCGCCUCCCUCGGCCUCGCCUGGCCCAUUCUCGCGGAUUAAUUAAGGAGGAGGCAGCGGCAGGAGGCUGAGUCCUGGCCGCGGGCCGGGGCCGGGGUGCCGCUGGCAAGAGCGCUUGGGGAUCCUCCAAGGUGACCAUGGCCUUGCUGGGCAAGCGCUGUGACAUCCCCACCAACGGCUGCGGGCCCGACCGCUGGAACGCCGCCUUCGCCCGCAAGGACGAGAUCAUCACGAGCCUGGUGUCCGCCUUAGACUCCAUGUGCUCGGCGCUGUCCAAGCUGAACGCGGAGGUGGCGUGCGUGGCUGUGCAUGAUGAGAGCGCCUUCGUGGUGGGCACCGAGAAGGGCCGGCUGUUCCUCAGUGCGCGGAAGGAGCUGCAGGCCGACUUCCUCAGGUUCUGCCGAGGACCCCCAUGGAAGGAUCUGGAGGUGGAGCACCCCAAGAAGGUGCAGCGGGGAGAGGGCAGUGGCCGGAGCAUCCCGCGGUCCUCCCUGGAGCACGGCGCGGACGUGUACCUGCUGCGCAAGAUGGUAGAGGAAGUCUUUGAUGUUCUUUAUAGUGAGGCCCUGGGCAGGGCCAGCGUGGUGCCGCUGCCCUACGAGAGGCUACUGAGGGAGCCAGGGCUGCUGGCCGUGCAGGGACUGCCCGAGGGCCUGGCCUUCCGCAGGCCAGCCGAGUACGACCCCAAGGCCCUCAUGGCCAUCCUGGAACAUAGUCACCGCAUCCGCUUUAAGCUCAAGAGGGCACCGGAAGAUGCCGGGCGCGACUCAAAGGCGCUGGUGGAACUGAAUGGCAUCUGCCUGCCCUCCAAGGGCUCCCGGGACUGCAGCCUGCAUGGCCAGGCCCCCAAGGUGACCACGCAGGACCUAACCCCCACCGCCACCACCUCUUCCUCCUCCUCGUCUUCCUCCUCAUCCAUGGCCGGCUUCCUGUACAGCACAGCGCUCCCCAGCCACACUGUCCGCGAGCUUAAGCAGGAAGCACCCACCUGCCCGCUUGUCACCAGCGACCUGGGCCUCAGCCGGCCUGGGCCGGCGGAGCUCACGGCCACCAGCGCCCAGGACUUUUCCGAUUGCUGUGGACAGAAGCCCCCGGGGCCUGGUGGGCCACUCAUCCAGAAUGUCCACGCCUCCAAGCGCAUCCUCUUCUCCAUCGUCCACGACAAGUCGGAGAAGUGGGACGCCUUCAUCAAGGAGACGGAAGACAUCAACACGCUGCGGGAAUGCGUGCAGAUCUUGUUCAACAGCAGAUACGCGGAAGCCCUGGGCCUGGACCACAUGGUCCCCGUCCCCUACAGGAAGAUCGCCUGUGACCCGGAGGCAGUGGAGAUUGUGGGCAUCCCAGACAAGAUCCCCUUCAAGCGCCCCUGCACAUACGGGGUCCCCAAGCUCAAGCGGAUCCUAGAGGAGCGACACAGCAUCCACUUCAUCAUUAAGAGGAUGUUUGAUGAGCGAAUUUUCACAGGGAACAAGUUUACCAAAGACGCUACUAAACUGGAACCAGCCAGCCCACCGGAGGACACCACCCCCGAAGGCUCCCGGACCGCCCUCCUCGACCUGGCUGGCCCUGCUCGGUUGGACAAGGGCAGCAUCUCAGAAGACUGUGGGCCAGGAACAUCCAUGGAGGUGGGUGCGCUGAGGCCAAUCAAAAUCGAGCCGGAAGAUCUAGAUAUUAUCCAGGUCACGGUCCCAGACCCUUCUCCAACCUCAGAGGAAAUGGCGGAUUCUAUGCCUGGACACCUUCCCUCGGAAGAUUCUGGUUACGGGAUGGAGAUGCUGGCCGAGAAAGGCCCCAGUGAGGACCCGCGGCCAGAGGAGCGGCCCCUGGAGGACAGGCACGGGGACGUCAUCCGACCCCUGCGGAAGCAGGUGGAGCUGCUCUUCAACACACGAUAUGCCAAGGCCAUCGGCACGUCAGAGCCCGUGAAGGUGCCCUACUCCAAGUUCCUGAUGCACCCCGAGGAGCUGUUCGUGGUGGGGUUGCCCGAGGGCAUCUCCCUGCGUAGGCCCAACUGCUUUGGCAUCGCCAAGCUCCGCAAGAUCCUGGAAGCCAGCAACAGCAUCCAGUUUGUCAUCAAGAGGCCUGAGCUGCUCACAGACGGCGCCAAGGAACAUGUCACGGACCCUCAAGGUACACCCCCUUACCCUGGUUUCUCUCCCUCGCCCCCAGAGCGAGAUGCUGGGGACCCCCUGGUGGAUGAGAGCCUGAAGAGACAGAGCUUUCAAGAGAACUACGACACCCGACUGUCCAGGAUAGACAUCGCCAACACGCUCAGGGAACAAGUACAGGACCUGUUUAACAAGAAAUACGGGGAAGCCUUGGGCAUCAAGUACCCAGUGCAGGUCCCCUACAAACGCAUCAAGAGCAACCCUGGCUCUGUGAUCAUCGAGGGACUGCCCCCCGGGAUCCCCUUCCGGAAGCCCUGUACCUUCGGCUCUCAGAACCUGGAGCGCAUCCUCGCCGUGGCCGACAAGAUCAAGUUCACUGUCACCAGGCCUUUCCAGGGACUCAUUCCAAAGCCUGAUGAAGAUGACGCCAACAGACUGGGUGAGAAGGUGAUCCUGCGGGAGCAAGUGAAGGAGCUGUUUAAUGAGAAAUACGGCGAGGCCCUGGGCCUGAACCGGCCUGUCCUGGUCCCUUACAAACUCAUCCGAGACAGCCCGGAUGCCGUGGAGGUCACGGGCCUGCCCGACGACAUCCCCUUUCGGAACCCCAACACCUACGACAUCCACCGGCUGGAGAAGAUCCUCAAGGCGCGGGAGCACGUCCGCAUGGUCAUCAUCAACCAGCUCCAGCCCUUUGCAGAAAUCUGCAAUGAUGCCAAGGUGUCAGCCAAAGAUAGCAGCCUGCCCAAGCGCAAGAGAAAGCGGGUAUCGGAGGGCAAUUCAGUUUCCUCUUCCUCCUCCUCCUCCUCUUCCUCAUCCUCCAACCCAGAGUCCGUGGCAUCGGCCAACCAGAUAUCAGUCGUGCAGUGGCCGAUGUACAUGGUGGACUACACUGGCCUGAACAUGCAACUGCCAGGGCCUCUUAACUACUAAGACCUCAGCACCAAACCACGACCUCACUCAGAAAAGACUAAAGGAAAUGUAAUUUAUGUACAAAAUGUAUAUUCGGAUAUGUAUCGCUGCCUUUUAGUUUUUCCAAUGAUUUUUACACUAUAUUCCUGCCACCAAGGCCUUUUUAAAAUAAGUAAAAAGGGAAAAAAAAAA
Molecule: messenger RNA, 3424 nt
Organism: Ochotona princeps (American pika)
Lineage: Eukaryota; Metazoa; Chordata; Mammalia; Lagomorpha; Ochotonidae
Gene: GTF2IRD1
Product: GTF2I repeat domain containing 1
Exons: 27
Coding region: 353-3253 (966 amino acids)
Biological process (GO): transcription by RNA polymerase II
Cellular component (GO): nucleus
Molecular function (GO): DNA-binding transcription factor activity
Source: RefSeq, a predicted model, not a curated record